Messenger RNA from Lactuca saligna, 1174 nucleotides. The record is from the annotation of a GenBank genome assembly. NCBI's taxonomy places the organism in Eukaryota, Viridiplantae, Streptophyta, Magnoliopsida, Asterales, Asteraceae.
AUGAGAGGAGAUAGAAGAUGGAGUUGGGGAAGCUGUGAUGGUCUUCGAUUUAAUGGUGGUGGCAGACGAAAGGAAGCAAAUGUGAACCAAAUUGAACAAGGUGAAACCAAUAUUGGCGAUGAUGGCGGUCUAGUGAAGCUUGGUCGAGGUUGUUUGGUUGUGGCAGUCGACUGGUGGUGGGUAAAGAAGAGUUCAUCACUCCUUCCCCAAUGUAUGAAUAGAUCAGAGGGGUGUGAAGGUUUCUGGCGGUAUCUAUGUUGGCGACUGGUGGUGGUAGUGGGGUGGGGAGUCGAGCAACCAGAUCUUUGGAAAAAGUGGUGGUGGUUGCGAUCUAGCGAACAAUCCCAGCUUACCAUUGUUUCUCAACAAAUUCUUGCAGAUUUGGACAUCUUCUCUGUUGUUGGAGCUAAUAAAUCGUUACAGUUAGUUGACUUAAGAGUCUCGGUCAAACCUGGUGAGACAAUUGUAAUUAGGUUUGAAGGAAUCACUGGAAGCCCAUUGGUUAGUGGAAUCUGCAUAAGACGAGCUCCUAAGCUCUCUGAUUUUCUAAAUUGUCAGAAUUAUGCUGCUGAUAUAGAAAUCCCUUCAGUUCAGAAGAAAGUCACGCGAAAGAAAUCAGUAGAGAAAUUUGAGUAGAGAAAUAUGAGAAAAGGAUACAAGAGUUGACUAGUCAAUGUUAGAGGAAGACUGAUGAAUGUUAUCAAGCUUGGAUGUCUUUAACUGCAGCAAGCCAGCAACUAAGCAACUAGAAAAGGUCAACAUAUAACUUCGAUGGUGAUGAAUAAGGAUUGAAACCUAAGUGUUUGUGUGAAUGUGUGUGGGAGGUUGAAUUUGCAGGUGUAGAGUGAGGAAUGAGAAGGGGGGAGAGUCAAAGAGAGAUGGAGAGAGAAUGGGAUGGUACGAGUGGAGGGAUGGGUGGGGUAGCUAAUUCUUUUUUUUUAAUUUUUAAUUAAUAAAUUAUUAAAGAAAAUAUAAAAAUACAAAAAAGAAAUAAAAGGGCAAAACCGUCUUUUUAAUUUUUUUUUUGGAUCAAAACCAAAGAAAAAUCUUGAUUUUGGACCAUCCAUGCAAGUUGAAAACCUUUUGGAUCUUAUCCAAAGCUUUUUGAAUACCACAAGGACUAAUUUUGCAGUUUUGUCAAAAUGUUACUUCGAAACUAUCUAAUUUACAACCA